AUGCUGCCUGCACUGGGCGGCACACAGAGGUACUUCAGGGUCCUCCUCCUCAUCCUCCUGGCCCUGACCGUGCUCUUGCUGCACAGGAACUUGCUGCACAAGGCCGGCUUCCUGCAGAAGAAUGCCAUACAGCUCACACCCCUGCUUGAGGACCAGGCGGAGGGGCCUCCGGUCACCAACAUCAUGUUCCUCAAAACACACAAGACGGCCAGCAGCACGGUGCUCAACAUCUUGUACCGCUUUGCGGAGACGCACAACCUGUCGGUGGCGCUGCCCGCUGGCCCGCGCUUCCACCUGGGCUACCCUGGGCUCUUCCAGGCGUACUACGUGGAGGGCGUCAAGCAGGGAGGGCCCAGCGCCCAGCGGAGGUUCAACGUCAUGUGCAACCACCUGAGGUUCAACCUGCCCGAGGUGCAGAAGGUCAUGCCCCGAGACACUUUCUACUUCUCCAUCCUCCGCGACCCCGCCUUCCAGCUGGAGUCCUCCUUCGCCUACUACAAGCACCACGCGCCCGCCUUCCGCGGCGCCAGCAGCCUGGACGCCUUCCUGGCGUCGCCCUGGAGCUACUACGCCAACGCCAGCCGCAGCGCCGGCGACGUGUACGCGCGCAACGGCAUGUGGUUCGACCUGGGCUUCGACCCCGACGCGCCGGCCGACGACGCCUACGUGCGCGCGCGCCUGGCCGACGUGCAGCGGCGCUUCCAGCUGGUGCUCAUCGCCGAGCACCUGGACGAGUCGCUGGUGCUGCUGCGCCGCCGGCUGGGCUGGCGGCUGGACGACGUGGUCGCCUUCCCGCUGAACGCGCGCGGCGCCCGCCCGGGGCCCGGCCUGGCGCCCGCGGCGCAGGAGCGCGCGCGGCGCUGGAGCGCCCUGGACUGGCGCCUGUACCUCCACUUCAACCGCACGCUGUGGGCGCGGCUGCGCGCCGAGCUGGGCCCGCGCCGCCUGCAGGCCGAGGUGGAGCUCCUGCGCGCGCGGCGCCGCCAGCUGGCCGGCCUGUGCCUGCAGGACGGCGCGCCCACCCACAGCGCGCACGUGCGCGAGCCGCGCCUGCUGCCCUUCCAGUCGGGCCAGGACGACAUCCUGGGCUACAACCUGCGGCCCGGCCUGGACCCCGAGGCGCUGCGCCUGUGCCGGCGCAUGGUGACGCCCGAGCUGCAGUACAUGGCCCGCCUGUACGCGCGCCAGUUCCCCGAGAAGCCCCGGAAGAGCAUCCCCUUCCUGGAGGAGUAG
Cynocephalus volans (Philippine flying lemur) is the source of this 1233-nucleotide messenger RNA. RefSeq names its product galactose-3-O-sulfotransferase 2 (gene GAL3ST2). The coding region runs from base 1 to 1233 and encodes 410 amino acids. Lineage: Eukaryota; Metazoa; Chordata; Mammalia; Dermoptera; Cynocephalidae. The record is from RefSeq and is a predicted model, not a curated record. Gene Ontology annotation, molecular function: galactosylceramide sulfotransferase activity. The transcript is spliced from 4 exons. Gene Ontology annotation, cellular component: membrane. Gene Ontology annotation, biological process: glycolipid biosynthetic process; glycoprotein biosynthetic process.